UCCACACCACACCCAUGGCCUGCAACAGCCUCUGCCGACCCUGCGGACCCACCCCGCUGGCCAACAGCUGCAACGAGCCCUGUGCCCUGCAAUGCCAGGACUCCCGCGUCAUCAUCAACCCUUCCCCUGUGCUGGUCACCCUGCCAGGACCCAUCAUGACCUCCUUCCCCCAGAGCACCGCCGUCGGAUCCACCUCCUCGGCUGCUGUGGGCACUGAACUCAAUGCCCAGGGACAGCCCAUCUCUGGGGGAUUUGGCUUUGGCCUUGGCUAUGGGCUGGGAGGCCUGGGCUGUGGCUAUGGCAGAAGGGGCGGCUACAAUUGCUAA
Molecule: messenger RNA, 326 nt
Organism: Oenanthe melanoleuca
Lineage: Eukaryota; Metazoa; Chordata; Aves; Passeriformes; Muscicapidae
Product: feather beta keratin-like
Exons: 1
Coding region: 15-326 (103 amino acids)
Cellular component (GO): intermediate filament
Molecular function (GO): structural constituent of cytoskeleton
Source: RefSeq, a predicted model, not a curated record